UCAUAGUUUUGUAAAUAGAAAGCCCAAAAAGUGUCUAAUUGAACUAACAUACAGGAGUCUGUGGGGACACAUUGUGUUCUGGAGACUUUAUAGGACCUGUUUUAUAUUUUCCAUCUAGAUGCUGCUGCCCACAUUACAUGAUGCAUGGUCCCUUCAACUUCACAGCAUAUAACAUUGGUUGUAUAACCAUUUCCCUCUGACCCAGUCUGAAAAUAUUCUUUGAAUAAAGAUCUGUUAUCCAAAUUUGAUAAAUGUUCUAUUUGGAUUAUGAAGGACAAUCUCCUAUUCAGAGAAUCUUUAACUUAAUCAAGUUUGCAAUGGUUGUUCAUGCCAGAUUAGGUAAUAUAACUACAGACUCUAUGGCAUAGUGAGUGGCUAUUAUUCUACCUAGCAAUACCACCUACUGUCAAAUGGAGGCACAUAAAGAUUAUUAUAACAAGAGUUUAGGCCUCAUUGACUUAAGGAAUCUAAUUAACAAACCUGUAGAGCCAGUACCAAAAACUAUGAGUUAACAAGGGCAUCAGUGUGUGUGUGUGUGUGUGUGUGUGUGUGUGUGUGUGUGUGUGUAUGUGUGUGUGGUACUGGAGUUCAAACUAGAGCAUCAUGAAUGCUAACUGUGUUCUAUCACUGAACUCCCUGUGAAUUUUCACUGCAACUCUAUUCAAAUUAUAUAAGCAAACAAACAAAAAAUAUAAAGAUGAUCCAAUUUCAAUCCAAAUUCAAUAUAGAAUUGAAACUGUUUUAAAAUAGAUCUAAAAAUCUAAAUCUAUUUUUCUAACUCUCAAAACUCAAGUACUAAAAGAUGAGCAAUUCAAUUAAAAGUAUACAAAAACAAGAGUAGAUAUUUAUUUUCCAAAGAAGAUAUACCCAUGGCUAAUACUGAAAAACAGCAACAACCCUCAUCAGGGAAAUACAGACCAGAAUCAUAGCCAGACACUCACCUACCUGGAUGGCUGGAACCAAAAAUUCAGAUUUGGGGGAGGAUCUCAUAUUGAAACCCUGACACACAGCUGACGAAGUAUAAAGUGCUGCAGCCAUUUUUUAAAGACAGCCUGCCAGAUUUUCAAGUGGGCAAACAUAGAGCCAUCGUACAGUAAGCAAUUCAACUCCUAGAGAAAUAAAAAUAUGUUCACAUAAAAUAUAUACAUAAAUCUUCAUAGAAACAAUAUUCAGAAGAGCAAAGAGGUAGAAACAUUGUCCAAGUGUCCAAAUAAACAUGAGCCUGCAUCAACCGGAAAAAAGUAAUGAAAUACUGGCACGUGCUAGCAUUUGGAUGAACCGUAAAAGCAUCAGGCUGAGGGAAGAAAGCUAACCGCGGAAGUCCACAUAUUCGGUCUCUCUGGUCAUACAGAAGUUUACUAUAGAGAAUCAGUGGAGACCAGAAAAGGAGACUAAUCAUUUGUUUAUGCUCUGCAUAGGGAAAAGGAGAAAAUAACCGUUAAAGGAUGCAAGGUUCUUCUUUGGUGUAAGAUAUACGCUCCAAAACUGACCUUGAUGAUGGCAGGCACAUCACACAUACUGUUUAUAUAUUAAAAGGCUCUAAACUUUAUACUUUUAAAUGGAAGGGGAUACUUAAGUACAUGUUAUAUCCCAAAGUAAAGACACUAUUCAUGCCAAAUAAGAAUCAAUCCAGGCCUACAUGUGUUUAUUUAUGAAAUAAUUUUCUGGUAGUUGAACAUUGGGAAAACCUACACUUCUCUCCGUUGGCUGUUGAGGAGAAGAAGCAGUCCAUCUGUACUUGAAUAACGCAUGGCUAUAUUGUGCAGAAUUCGCCAGUUGAAACUUUGCAUUGCCUACUCAUUUGUUACUCUAUACUGUAUAUGGUGUAAAAUAUGUCAACUGUCCCUAUGUUAUUUUUGAGACAUUUUUACCCCUCAAUGUGUGUUCUCGGGUUAAAUGUUUAGUACACUAUCUCAUUUAGUUAUUGACACAUCAGCAGCAUUACAUAUUCAACAGCAUGAGUGAUAAUUUAUUUUUUUACUUAUUUUCAUACAACACCUCAGUGUUUUUUCCAUACACAUGAAAGCAACUUAGAAAAAGAAGCCAGUGAUUCACAUGACAUGGUUUAGUCCACGGGUCUUGGAGAAUUUUGCCUUUAAAUCUGAACAUGUACGGCUCUAUAAGACCACAUGGUGGCGCUGCAGGUUAAGAAGACAGAGCAUAGACAGUGCUUCUGGAAUUACCUUAUCAGGACCCGUUUCUCACCACCUAAAAGCAAACGGCGUGCCUUUUUCAGCCAAAGCAUAGGUGAGUGUGAAACCUUAAAUAUUCUCUUUGGAGACUUGAUUCUGACGUUCUGGACUGUGAGAUACUGCUGCCACGAUCCUGGAUAUAUGGGAAGCAAACACUGAGGAAAGAGCCAUGGAGACUGCAAGGAUGUGCAAUCUGAGACAAAGGCAAGUCCUGGCUUUCUUUGUUUUGCUGGGUGUGUCUGGGGCAGGGGCAGAACUGGGUCCCUAUUCCAUAGAGGAAGAAACAGAGAGGGGCUCCUUUGUGGCAAAUCUUGGGAAAGAUCUGGGGGUGGAGCUGGCAGAGAUAUCCAGUCGCAGGGCUCGGAUCAUUUCCCAGGAAAACAAAGAGCAUUUGCAGCUCAACAUUCAGUCUGGAGAUUUGCUUAUAAAUGAGAAACUGGAUCGAGAAGAGCUAUGUGGGCCCAUUGAGCCGUGUGUUCUACACUUCCAAGUGUUAAUGGAAAACCCUUUAGAGGUAUUUCAGGCUGAACUGAGGGUGAUGGACAUAAAUGACUGUUCUCCAGUGUUCAGUGAAAGAGAAAUGAUACUGAGAAUACCGGAAAACAGUGCUCUGGGAAAUACAUUCCCAUUAAAUAAUGCUCUGGACUCAGACGUAGAAAUCAACAAUAUCCAGACCUAUAGGCUCAGCUCAAACUCUCAUUUCCUGGUUGUAACCAGCAACCGCAGUGAUGGCAGGAAGUACCCAGAGCUGGUGCUGCAGAAAGAACUGGAUCGAGAGGAGGAACCUGAGCUGAGGUUAACCCUGACAGCUCUGGAUGGUGGCUCUCCUCCCCGGUCUGGGACCGCACAUGUUCUCAUUGAAGUUGUAGACAGCAAUGAUAAUGCACCUGAGUUUCAGCAGCCAACAUACCGAGUGCAAAUUCCCGAAAACAGCCCCGCUGGCUCUCUAGUACUCACAGUCUCAGCCAACGACUUGGACAGUGGAGAUAAUGGAAAAGUACUGUACGCACUCUCUCGGCCUUCAGAAGAUAUUAGCAAAACGUUAGAAGUAAACCCUGUAACCGGGGAGAUUCAACUACGAAAAGAGGUGGAUUUUGAAACUAUUCCCUCUUACGAAGUGGAUAUCAAGGCCACAGACGGGGGAGGUCUCUCAGGAAAAUGCACGCUGUUACUGCAGGUGGUGGAUGUGAAUGACAAUGCCCCAGAAGUGAUGAUAUCAGCGCUUACCAGCCCAGUCCCAGAAAACUCCCCGGAUGAGGUAGUUGCUGUUUUCAGUGUUAGAGAUCCUGACUCAGCGAACAACGGAAAAAAUGGAAAAAUGGUUUGCUACAUUCAAGAAAAUCUACCUUUCCUUCUAAAACCUUCCUUGGACAAUUUUUACAUCCUAAUGACAGAAGGAGCACUAGACAGAGAGAGCAGAGCCGAGUACAACAUCACCAUCACUGUCUCUGACCUGGGCACACCCAGGCUCACAACCCAGCACACCAUUACAGUGCAGGUGUCCGACAUCAAUGACAACGCCCCCGCCUUCACCCAAACCUCCUACACCAUGUUUGUCCACGAGAACAACAGCCCGGCUCUGCACAUAGGCACCAUCAGUGCCACAGACUUAGACUCAGGCUCCAAUGCCCACAUCACCUACUCGCUGCUGCCGCCCCAGGACCCACAGCUGGCCCUCGCCACGCUCAUCUCCAUCAAUGCUGAGAACGGGCAGCUGUUCGCGCUCAGGGCUCUGGACUAUGAGGCCUUGCAGGCCUUCGAGUUCCACGUGGGUGCGACAGACCAAGGCUCGCCCGCGCUCAGCAGCCAGGCUCUGGUGCGCGUGGUAGUGCUGGACGACAAUGACAAUGAGCCCUUCGUUCUCUACCCACUGCAGAACGCUUCUGCACCCUACACUGAGCUGCUGCCCAGGGCGGCGGAGCCCGGAUACCUGAUCACCAAGGUGGUGGCAGUGGAUCGCGACUCAGGCCAGAAUGCCUGGCUAUCAUUCCAGCUGCUCAAGGCUACUGAGCCCGGGUUGUUCAGCGUGUGGGCUCACAAUGGAGAGGUGCGUACCACCAGGCUGCUGAGCGAACGCGAUGUGCCCAAGCACAGGCUUCUGCUUCUGGUCAAAGACAAUGGCGACCCUCCCCGCUCUGCCAGUGUCACACUGCACGUGCUGUUGGUGGAUGGCUUCUCUCAGCCCUACCUGCCUCUGCCCGACGUGGCACACAACCCCGCUCAAGGGGAAGAGGAUGUGCUCACGCUGUACUUGGUCAUAGCCUUGGCUUCUGUGUCUUCUCUCUUCCUGGUGUCUGUGCUGCUGUUUGUGGGGGUGAGGCUGUGCAGGAGGGCCAGGGAGACCUCUCUGGGCGGCUGCUCUGUGCCUGAGGGACACUUUCCUGGCCACCUUGUGGACGUCAGCGGUACAGGAACGCUCUCCCAGAGCUACCAAUAUGAGGUGUGUCUAAUGGGCGGCUCCUCUGGUACCAGUGAUUUCAAGUUCUUGAAACCGAUUUACCCGGAAGUUCAUGCUUAUGGUUCCCAGAGCAAUAGCGAUGAAAAUCCCACAUUUUGAAGUUUCUAAUUUAAUUUUGAGUAACGUUUCAUUCCAUUAAUAUAUAAUACAGCUAUAUAAAUAUUAAUUUAGUUGUAUAGUAGUUGCUACACAACAAAACUAACUUUGUUUUCAACUUCCAAGUGGGUCACAUUUAGAUUUUUACUGUGUUUUUACUUUAGUACUUUAGUGGUUGUUUCAUGCUUGAGUUUUGUUUGUUUGUUUAUGUUUAUGUUUUCUUACUAGUAGAGUAUUGUCACUUUAAAUUUGAGGUUUUUAAUUCUUUCAUAGUUCACGAUAAUUUGGUUCAUUUCUCAUUAUAGAAAACUGAGGUUUGGGGCUUUGUUAUUGUUUUGUUUUCUUUUGUUGCUAAGAAUUGACCAAGCCUUUUGCAUGGUAAGAAAAUGCUCCACCAUCGAGCUCUGCCUCCUGCCAGGCAUGCUUUACACUCAUUUUUAAAAGCUGUACAGUCUUUUAACUUUCACUGUGUCAGCUUUUGGCAGCUUCAUGAAUGGAUGUCAUGCAUUCUGAUUAUUAUAUCCUCUUGAUUAAUCUCCUUGCAACCCCCAUUACUUCCCUUCCUUCCCUACAAGUCCCUUGACAUGUUUAUGAUUUUGAGUGUUCUAAUAAUUUUUGUGCCAGCAUUCUGAUUAAUGAUUUCUGCACAUAGGAUGCCAUGAUUUGGACUCAUUCAUUCCUAACUCCUGUUGUCCCACUUGUUCCCUUCCAUUUUCAAGCAAGUAUCCCAUGCUGCUUACUUAACAUAGCUAUUUCAUUGCCCUUGUUUCCCGUCUUCCUUAAGAGUUCUUUCUUUUCCUUUCUUUCUUUUCUUUUUCUUUUUCAAAACAGAGUUUCUCUAUUUAGACCUGUCUGUUCUGGAAUUAGUUCUGCAGACCAGGCUGACCUCAAACUCACAGAGAUCCACCUGCCUCUGCUGCCUGAAUGCUAAGAUUAAACUUGUGUGUCACCACCACCCAGCAAGAGUUCGUUUUUAUGUUCAUUUCUAGUGGCAUAUACAACAGAUUGUGUCAUAUAAUGCUAAUACAAUGUGAUAGUCUGCAUGAAAAUCAACAUAAAUUUGAGCACAUUUAAAUUUUGUGUGACAAUAUUGAUGUUAGAAAGAUAAUUUUCAUGUUAUAUUGAAACUUUAAAAGUUGUCAAAUUUAAAAAUUGAAAUAAAUUAAAGGUUACAGAGAAAAUAAAUUUUAUCUCUAGUCCCUUUCUACACAGUUGUUUUUCAAAUUUGAUCUACUUCCAAAUGAUGUGUUUAAACUGCUUUUAUCUCUAUAGUCAACUUUUAUGUGUUAUCCAGUUUUUGCAGUUCUUAUUUCACAUUAAUGGUUACACAUACAAAAGGAACUCAUUUCCCUUAUCCUAGGGUAUUUUUGUAGAAUAAUCAUAAAAUGUUAUCAGUUUUGUUUCUGUGAGCUUCUAGGCUCAAACCCAAGACCUCCUAGAUGAGUAAAACUAAUACCAGUGUCCACCUGUACAGGUUUCCUAUGUAUUCAUACUUAGUAGUGCAGUAUGAUCACACU
Messenger RNA from Mastomys coucha (southern multimammate mouse), 6263 nucleotides. RefSeq names its product protocadherin beta-16-like. The transcript has 2 exons. Lineage: Eukaryota; Metazoa; Chordata; Mammalia; Rodentia; Muridae. Gene Ontology annotation, cellular component: plasma membrane. Bases 2362 to 4749 code for a protein of 795 amino acids. Gene Ontology annotation, biological process: homophilic cell-cell adhesion. Gene Ontology annotation, molecular function: calcium ion binding. The record is from RefSeq and is a predicted model, not a curated record.